AUGGCUUCGCACGGCGACAAUUCCUCCUCCUCCGGCAGGGGUGGCAAAGGCGACAAGAAGGGCAAGAAGCCGGCUACUGGUUUCGCACUAGGACCUCAAUCUCCGAUGGCUGCUGCAAGCUGGCGUUCGGGCUGGGAGCCCACACCACCAGCCGCUCCAGCUGGAGCUUCUUCUACGGAGCCCAACGACACUGCCAUGCUAGGGACGAACGACAGCACAAAGCCUCCCGCCACGGUCGAAGAGAUCACCAGGGGCUUUGAGAGCGUGCAAACUACAAGCGACAAGCCCAAGGUGGAUGACGUCGGCAACGACGGGAUGGGAAUUCCCAACACCGACAAUCUCUACAGCAGCGAUGAGGAGAUGGACCCACCCAGACCGCAAGACCGCGAACGCGCCAAAGAGGAUUCCAAAGAGGAAGCAGAGGGCAAAGUUGCUGACGAGGUCAACCGCGAGCAGCUCAAGCCUUUGCGAAAAGGCCAGCAAGUCUACAAGGCUAGCAAGCUUCCCGGUCAAGCAAAGGAGUUUCUCAACAACAGUCAGCUCUACCCACCACACACGGAUGCAGUCCACGGCGUCUACCGCGGUCAAUCCCAGCCGACCUUCGAGGAGACAAACACCAAGGAGGGCGCUAACAUCGUGAAGGAGAUGACGAAUGUCAUGAGUGUUCUCGACAGCAAAGGCAACCAGAUCGCUGCCUUGGGUGCUUUCAGCGACGAAUCCGUCACCGGAGGCAACAAGGACUCCACGAAGCAGAACUGCCUGAAAGUCAACUACUUCUGCCACAGUCAGGUGCCCCACGUCAAGCUGACUAUCGACCGCGCGAAGGGAAUGCAGCAGAAGACUGCGGACAAGGUCAAGGUCUACAUCACAGCCAACAACCUCAUGCGCCGUGUCGGUAACACUACUGGACAGCGGGAUGCAUCCAUCGUCUGCAAGGUCAUUCGGGAUCCAAAGGAGAUGAAGGACCUUCAGCAUCCCGGUGCCAGAGCUGAGCAAGACGAUGACAACGCUAUCUGGCAGACGGAAGUAUCAGUCGCGGCCUCGCAGGCGGCGGCUCCAUAUGGAGCGACGUUCAUGAGGCCUGUCAUGACUGGUAUCACCGAGGAAGAGAUUGUUGAUCUUCGUCGGCGCGCAGAGCAAGUUGUCCGGGAAACCAACAAGGAAUUCGACCAUCACGCGCUCACGCCGGCCGAAUGGAUGAUCUGGGGCUUGUUGAAGUACAACAACUUCCACUUCAUGCGCCGCUGGUACCGGAGGGAAGCAGAGUUGCAGGUCGCCGACAAGUUCGCAAAAUACUUCAUGGGCGCCAUGAUUGACUGCGCUACGACCGGCAACUGGCCUCACUACGUCCGCCAGGCUGCGAUGCAAGGCACGACAAUCUCGAGCCCCAACUUCAGGAUUGGUCAAACGGUCCCGCCGCGAGACAUCGUCGACAAGUGGCGAGUAACGGUCAAUGAGAAGGGGGAGGUCUCAGGUGUCGAAGCGGAGCACUGGAAGACCUUCCCGACGGUUGGGCACUACCCAAUGGUUGUUGACAGGACCUUUGCGUUGCGCCUUGCUAUUGAGCGGACCCGCGAGUACCAGAGCGCCGCACUACAAGAGCAGCUCGACAAGAACAUUGGUGCCAUCGACGCCAACGUCACGAGCCUCGCGGACCGCCGUCCGGGUGCAUACUAUGUCACCUUGCACAUGGACAGAGUAGAAGGCGGCUUGUUCGGCGACAAGUUCAUCAAGCGCCCAGCCAUCGACACUCAGGUCAAGGUGAUUUUCACUGAUGAUGAUCUGGGGAAAAGCGGCGUCGAGAUUACGGGCAAGGUUACGGAUGAUCUGUUUGGGUACAACGCGGAUCUCAACGUUAUCGGCUUCAGCAACAGGACGGACAUCAAGACCGCCAGCUACAAGUGUAGUCUAGAGCUUCUCAGCGACGGAACCGCAGUCGAUCGUCAACUGGCAGCAGUUGUCGAGCUCAACAACAACGGCGGCCGUACCGACGGUGUCGACUUGCCCCAUGUCUUACUUGGAGCGCCCAGGUCCAUCGACCCGAAGCGGACUGGGUCCAUGGCUGCUGAAAUCGCCGCCAAUCCCGCUGCUCUGAAGGCCUACCGCCAGAUCGGAAGGCAAUUUGGCUUCAGCUCGGACCAGACGAAGGCAGCGGAGAUGGUAGUGGCAUCGCAAUCAGGAUGUGCUACUAUCCAUGGGCCGCCAGGCACCGGCAAGACAUCAAGUAUCGCUGCGACUAUGAUAGCCCAGAUCGUAGCAGGAAGGACCAACGGACUCAAGCGCCGCCGUAUCAUCGCCAUGGCACCCUCAAACAGCGCCGUCGAUACUCUGACCCGCAAGGUGAACGAGGUGUCAAAGCAGUUGGGCAUCAACAUCGAGAUGUGUCGCUUCAAGGGUAACCAUGUGCACAAAGGCCCAACUCGCCCACCUCGCAAGAAUGCAUUCGUGGAGACUGAGCAGCAGACCACUAAUGAUAACGGCGACGACCUUACGGCAUUGUAUGAAGUACUCGACAGAGCUACGGGCAAGUUGAGUCACGACAAGGACCUACAGGAGUUUUACUUCAACAAUGCACGAGCCAGGCACAUCAAGAACAUCGUCGACAUGCGCGGAGCAGGCUACUCGGACAAGGUGUACAGCGAGGCUCUUGCAUACACGGAGAAGAAACGGGCAGUCUGGAAGGAGAAGAACCUGGGUGAGAGGAAGAAGCUUCGCGAAGAGCUCAAAGAGAUGGAAGCGAUCUGGGACGAGCGUUAUAUGGACACCGUCGACCUUCUCCUCUGCACCAACAACUCGGCCGCGCAUGAGACUCCUAUGGAGUAUUACGAGCCGGAUAUUGCGGUGCUGGAUGAGUGUGGGCUCGCAACUUAUGGCGACGCCAUCACUGAAUGUGCUGCGAACAAGAAGUCCGUCAAGCUAGUUAUCGCUACCGGCGACCACAAGCAGCAGACAGCGCCAGAGAUGUCCAAAGGUGUCAACGAAGCCUACAAGGAGACGGUCGCACCCCUUUUCAACUACCUCAUGCGGCCAGAGACGACUGGAGAGGUGAUGCAGCUGACAAUGCACUAUCGCAUGAGAUCUGCCUUUGCCCCUAUGGUUAGCAAGGUCUGCUACGAGAAUACGCUUGUCGCCGCACCUCACUUGAGUGUCAAGACCCCGCUCGAAGUGACGCUGGAGAAUGCGAUGGAGCCUUUGGGAAAGCUCUGGAACGGCCGUCUCCGAGCAGCUAUCCCGGUCAUCGGUCGCAACAGCCACCAUGUCAAAGAGGGAGAGAAGGGCUCGAUCUGCAACCAUGCGGAAGCGGAGGCAAUCGUGAGACACGUCCGUUGGCUCAGCAAAUUGCCAGCCCCGCCGGCUAAGCCUGGGCGUAGCAUUGGUGGCUGUCGUAUACUGCCAAAGAACGUCAAGGUCGUUUCGCCGUACGGAGAACAGGUCAAGUUGAUCCGGAAGCUGCUUGGUGAAGCCGGUCUAUUGACAUGGGGCCGAGACGACGAGGACCCAGGCAGAGUUCAGGUCUGCUCAAGCUUCGAUGUACAAGGCAACGAAGGAGACAUCAUCAUCUCCUCUUGGGUCCGCAACACCCCUGGCCGUCCACUAGACCUCGGCUUCACUAUGGGCUCGAGGCAGUUAUGCGUCAACUUCUCGCGCGUCAAGUUUGCGCAUUUCAGCUUCGGAAGCUGGCUACCAUGGCUGCAGGCAAACCUCGACAACGAGGACAUGUUCAAAGGCAACAGCAAAGGACGCGACUUCGCCAAAGUCAUAACGGACUUCCGUGAGCAUGGCGACGUCAUCUCACAGGAAGCAUUCCAGGAGAUUUAUGCCGGUAGGAAGCCAGACGAGAAGACCAUGGACAUCAAGAAGGCCAUCCGUCCGGCCGGCACUGCGAAGGACUACAGCUACCCUCGUGCUUCGACAUCUGCUCUGCACGCCUCGCAAGGCCAGUUUGGCGUGUACAAGGAGGAGGCAGCGCAGGAAGGGAAGCGCAGGAGGCUGAACCCUCAAGACGCGACGAUGAAGGAUGCUUGA
Messenger RNA from Saxophila tyrrhenica, 4026 nucleotides. RefSeq lists its product as uncharacterized. The transcript has a single exon. Bases 1 to 4026 code for a protein of 1341 amino acids. The record is from RefSeq and is a predicted model, not a curated record. Lineage: Eukaryota; Fungi; Ascomycota; Dothideomycetes; Mycosphaerellales; Extremaceae. Gene Ontology annotation, molecular function: helicase activity.